AUGUUCUCUUGCACCUACUGUGCAAACAAAAGCUAUGUAAAUAUUUUUUUUAUUGUGAAGGAUUUGCGUUUGUAGUGAAAUAUGUUAUUAGUUAUUUUUUUAGUUUGAAACAUAAAUUUUUAGUUUAUAACCUUACUAAAGAUAUUAUAUAAGAAAAGAUAUAUAAUAUUUUUCAAAGUUCCAGUAAUGUUUUUGGAAUACAACAGAAUGAUUAAAAAUUUGAAAUUCAAAAACCUAAGAUUAAGAGGAAACUAUGUUCAAUCUGUAUUCAUUUAUUAGUCAUUUGAACUUGGAAAAUGGGUAAAACUACAAAAGUUAUUGUUUGUGGAAUGAAAAGUGUAGGAAAAACAGCUUUAUUAGAACAACUGGUUCAUGGAAACAUGACUCCAAAAAUGGAAAUUCAUCCUACCAUUGAAGAUACAUACGUUGUGAAUAUUGAAACAGAUAGAGGUACAAAAGAAAAAGUACGAUUUUAUGAUACUGCUGGAUUAGAACCUCUGCAAAGCAGCACAAAUAAUCAGCAAUUAGCAAGACAUUAUCUCAGUUUUGCUGAUGGCUAUGUAUUAGUUUAUGAUAAUACAAAACCAGAAUCACUAGAUGUUUUAUUUCCUUUAAAAAAAGAUAUAGACAAAAAUAGAGAUAAAAAAGAAAUUAGCAUCAUAGUGAUUGGAAAUCAAACAAGAAAUGAUUUAGAACAAAACGUACUAGAAAAUAUUACAAAUAAAGCUAAUAACUGGUGUUUCAAAGAAAAAUUGAAGCAUUUUGAAGUUAAUGUCAUGGAGAGAUCUACUCUACAUGAAGCAUUUAUUUAUUUAUCUUCACGAUUAAACCCUCCUCAAAACAAAAGUACAUUCUCACAAUUAAGUAUGGGAAGAAGAACUGUCAAAACAGAAUUAACAUAAAAAUCAUAAACAAUUACUGGAGCAAAAAAUCAAUGUAGAUUUCUUUGGCUGGUCCAUUUUCAAUAUUCUUUAUAGAUUUUCAUUUUUAAACUUACUGAUCACGGCAUGAAAAUACAAAUUAAUUUCAUUCUUUUUAUUAAUUUACAAAAUAUAUUUUGAGUAUUGAUAUAAUAUAUAUAUAUUUACUACAUUGUAGACCUACAUUAAUAUAAUAAUCAUUGUAAUACAGUAAAGAACUUGUGGAAAUUAAAUUACAUUGUAAAGAAAUAUUAUUUAUAAUAAAUAUUAUUAAUAACGUAAUAAAUAAUGUAAUUGAAGUAGUUGC
Molecule: messenger RNA, 1227 nt
Organism: Phymastichus coffea
Lineage: Eukaryota; Metazoa; Arthropoda; Insecta; Hymenoptera; Eulophidae
Gene: kappaB-Ras
Product: NF-kappa-B inhibitor-interacting Ras-like protein
Exons: 2
Coding region: 297-902 (201 amino acids)
Biological process (GO): canonical NF-kappaB signal transduction
Molecular function (GO): GTPase activity; GTP binding
Source: RefSeq, a predicted model, not a curated record